AUGGCUUCUAAAUCUUUCGCUCGAACAGCUCUUCGAGCUACUAAGCAGAAAAUUCCAGCUCCAGCUGUACCAAAACGCAGCUUCGUCUCCGCACCUGCUUCGAGACCUGUCGUUGCGCAGACAAAGAGAGCUGCUGUCGCUCCUGUCCAGCAACAGACUCGAGGUGUGAAGACCAUCGACUUUGCCGGAACCAAGGAGGACGUCUACGAGCGAUCGGACUGGCCUCGUGAGAAGCUUCAUGAAUACUUCAAGAACGACACUCUAGCUUUGAUCGGUUAUGGCUCUCAAGGGCACGGCCAAGGUCUGAAUCUGAGAGACAAUGGUAUGAACGUAAUCAUUGGUGUCAGAAAGAACGGUGCCUCGUGGAAGGAAGCACAGCAAGAUGGAUGGAUUCCAGGCACAAAUCUGUUCGAGGUCGACGAGGCCAUCAGCAAAGGUACCAUCGUCAUGAACUUGCUGAGUGAUGCCGCUCAAAGCGAGACCUGGCCUGCUAUCAAGCCACAGUUGACUAAGGGCAAAACUCUUUACUUCUCUCACGGCUUCUCCCCCGUCUUCAAAGAUCUCACCAAGGUCGACGUGCCGACCGAUAUCGAUGUCAUCCUUGUUGCUCCAAAAGGUUCAGGCCGUACUGUACGAUCUCUUUUCAAGGAAGGUCGAGGCAUCAAUUCCUCCUUUGCUGUUUACCAGGACGUUACUGGCAAGGCAGAAGAGAAGGCUAUCGCCAUGGGUGUCGCUGUUGGCUCCGGCUACCUCUACAAGACCACUUUCGAGAAGGAGGUCUACUCUGAUCUGUACGGUGAGCGAGGUUGCCUGAUGGGUGGUAUCCAUGGCAUGUUCCUUGCACAAUACGAAGUGCUAAGAGAGCGAGGACACACUCCAAGCGAAGCCUUCAACGAGACUGUGGAAGAGGCUACUCAGAGUUUGUAUCCUUUGAUCGCAGCGAAUGGCAUGGACUACAUGUAUGCCGCUUGCUCCACAACCGCGAGAAGAGGUGCCAUUGAUUGGAGUGCAAAAUUCAAGGAUACACUGAAACCAUUGUUCAACGACCUUUACGAUAGUGUAAAGGACGGCAGUGAGACGAAACGAUCGCUGGAAUACAACAGCGCACCAGAUUACAGAGAGAGAUAUGAGAAGGAGAUGCAGGAAAUCAGGGAAUUGGAAAUCUGGCGAGCCGGAAAGGCUGUCAGAGGUCUUCGACCUGAGAACAACUAA
Molecule: messenger RNA, 1212 nt
Organism: Lithohypha guttulata
Lineage: Eukaryota; Fungi; Ascomycota; Eurotiomycetes; Chaetothyriales; Trichomeriaceae
Gene: ILV5
Product: Bifunctional acetohydroxyacid reductoisomerase
Exons: 4
Coding region: 1-1212 (403 amino acids)
Biological process (GO): L-valine biosynthetic process
Cellular component (GO): mitochondrion
Molecular function (GO): ketol-acid reductoisomerase activity
Source: RefSeq, a predicted model, not a curated record